Messenger RNA from Cyclocybe aegerita, 2742 nucleotides. NCBI's taxonomy places the organism in Eukaryota, Fungi, Basidiomycota, Agaricomycetes, Agaricales, Hemipholiotaceae. The record is from the annotation of a GenBank genome assembly.
AUGGCAGGAAGAGAGGAACACUCUCAAGACACGAACUCCAGGAAUAGUCGAUAUGCCUCUGGAUCCGAUUCUGGGACCCAGACGACUGUUUUCUCUGCUCAACAAAGCGAAAUGCAGAAUUCUGGUUCUCCAAGGCUCACACCCACAUCCACUCUAGCCAGUGAAGGAGAAGAAAUCGCGACCGUAUCGAUCGAUGGCCCACCUUUCUUGGGUCGCGCAGAAUUGGACGCUGGCCCGUCAAAUUCUCGAAAGAGGCGCCUAAGCAAUGAUGAUUCUGCAGGACUGGAAGAUGGCGAGAAGUCAGUGGGAGGGUCGGAGCUUCUGAACACGGGGGUAUUCGCUACCGAUACGGAAUCAGCACCUCAAGACAAAGCGAGCGAGGAGUCGAUUCAGCCUACCAAGAAACGUCGGGUCGAAGGUACUGGAAGCCAGUCCUUGAGCCCUCUGGAGCAACACACCGAGGCGCUCUCGAUUGUCCAUACUGAUACCCCGCCAGAUUCUGCCAACGACAACGACGAUGGACAUCGGCCCAACAAGAAAGCUCGUCUGAAUUCGGAUAUCGCGUCCGCAGCCGGGGGUUCUUCCGUCUCUGUUGUGAAUGUCCAUUCCAGCACCGUUGCUCCCGGCAACUCUCAGCCUUCCGUAGCCCUGUCAGGAUAUUUUGAAGCCAAGAAGCCUUCUCCGUUUCUCACCCUUCCUCUUGAACUCCUCUCAGAAGUCCUCAUCCUCAGUGGUUCGCCCCAACACGUCCUGGCAAUCGCACGGACCUGCAAAGCACUUUGUCAUACGCUCCUGAACGCAGACGCUGAAUUCAUCUGGCGAGAGGCUAGGAAGGGGUGCUCUUUUGUAGUUCCCGAGAUAGGGAACAAUCCGACAUUUGAUGCGCAGACCCUCCAGUCUUGGUUCCCUCCUCCUCCUGCACCGGCAGGUCCUAACGUUGCUGGAGAUGCACCGGUGAAUAGGAGGGUUGUUGUCAGCCUGCCUGAUCUUCCACGACAAUUCUUCACAGAAUCUUCGUACGCAGCAUUCCUUUUCGAUUCAGGCAAGUGCGAGUGCUGUGGUAAUGAGACGGGUUUACUUUACGAGUCUUUUGCCCUCCGUAUACGCAAAUGUCGGAACUCCAGCUGCAAAUCCCCUCCCGGGAUUGUGCGAUACCAGCACAAUGGUUCUCAAGGCCUGGGGGUUCUGUCGAUUCUCCCGACGAUUGAAUCGAACACCUGUAUGAAUAACUUCAGCCCUCCCACUUUCUGGCCGCAGACUGAGCAGAACAUGCAUAUUCAUUAUCGGAGUGAGGCCGUAGAAGCCGCCAAAAGAGAACACAGAGAGAAAGUAAACGACGAAGACUACAAGAAGAAAUUUGCCCUGCUUCAAGUACGAAAACGGGAAUGGAUGGAAGCAUUUGAUCUGCAGUUCUGCGUUAAAUUGUCGAAGUGGCGGAAACUUCGUCAAUUUUCUUACCAUCGGAACAAAGAUGCCAAUGAAAAGAAGGCCAAAACUAUUGCGAACAAGUACGGCUGGGAUUAUUCCGAUCUUACGAACUGCACCGUGUUUGGCGCGUAUCACAAGCACAAAUCCAGACUCUGUGAAACCAUCAACGAAACCGAUGUCAAGGUCAUGCAAGAAGAAAUUGAAUCCCAGCUUAUUGCAGUAGGCGACAAACGUGACAGGCGCAACGCGGAGAUCUCGCUCAUGGAAAAUCGUAAAGACGUAGAAGGGGUAUAUAAUCGCCUUCGAUCGGCGAAAACGUACCAAUAUCUUCCAUCCCUGGUAACCUUCCGUACUCUGCCGGUCAUCAGUUUAUUGCAGACCGCCGAGAAGCUUCCAGGUGCCCCAUCUCACGCUACUGGCCCAAAAGUUGCGGAAACACUCCAAAACAACCCCGUUAUGAAGGAGAUGCUUGCAAGUCAGUUGAGAAAAUGGGCAGACAAUGCAAAGCAGGACAUCAGCCAGACCUUGGGUUUCCCAAGGAACUGGAAAAGCGCAAGCAAAAAUGUUGUGCACCCCGCGGAGAGAGUCACUGCUAGGCUUCUAUGUACUCGUUGCAAUCGAGUAGACUCCAAGUACAGUCAAGACGGCUGCCUCGAUUUUGCCGGUGCUUGCCGCCAUGAAUGUUUUGUUGGGAGUGAGAAGAAGGCCAUCAACGUUCUCAGUAAAACUUUGCAGGCGCUAGGCUAUCCAGAGGAUAGAGACGCUGGGCAUUACAUCCUCACGAUUGGGAUUGCUGCUCUUUGCACCUCCUGCGAUCCGCCGAUGGUCGUGGACACCCGCAACAUUAUUGGCCACAGUCAUCGUCAUGAAGAGAUGCAGGUGGAUUUCACGUCGGACGUCGAGAAAAUAUCCUCGCUCUUAGGCGGAUACCCGUACACCUUUGGGUUGGCCAAGAAGUUAUUGGGUUCAGAUGCUGUUCAUGCCUCCGCCAUCAAGAAAGAGAUUGACGCAAAGAAUUUCGGGUGCAGGCAUUGUUUAAGAACCAAGCAAGUAACCGACGCUGUUGCCACUAAUCCAACGACCGAUGCUCAAGCUAACGUAGCAAGUCAAGUCUUGACGACUACUGGCGCCCCAGGCGGUAUAGAACUUUCCACAGUGGCCCAUUAUUCCCAUGAUCUUGGGAUCGAAGGGCCAAAGGAGCGGCCACCUCCUUUAUUCAACCUCAACGGCUUGCGAUCGCAUUUGAAGGCAAAGCAUGGACUCGAAGGCAUCCGUGAUGAGGACAUCUUGUGCUACAAUGCAGUAGCGAUCUGA